UUCUGAGCAAAAUGGCUCUGGGGAAACCAGGAGCGUCUGGGGGCUGUAAGUGGAGGCUUCCUCUGAGUGGGGAGCCGGAAGUGUAAGGAGAAGACUACCCACUGAUGUCCUUGGCCGGCGCUCUGGGUGUGUGUGGGGUGUCGGGCUGGGGUGGCUGCUCAGCACUCCCUCCUGGACUGGGCGCAGUGCUGCACCUCCUUAGUCCUGGGCAGGCACAGGCUGGCAGCAAUGGCCUGCAGCAGCUUUUCUACGGCUUGGCCCCGGACCAGCUUCCCGCGGUGCCCAGUUCUGUGCCGUGUGCCCAGGGACGUUCAAUCACUGGCAAGUGACCUGAGAGGCCCCUGAGGCUCCUGGAUGCCAGAGCUGUGCUGGCCAGUGCAGCCCUGGCUGCUGGAGUGGCUCUGCCCACGUCCCAGACGCUGCCAGGUGCUAACCAUGUCCCUCCCUGGAUGACCCACAACAGUGUCGAGGCCCUGAGCAAGCCUGGACAGUAGACAUCCCUGAGAUGGGUGCGAGACCCCUGAAGCAAAACCAAGGCCUGUGGGCAUCAGGUGGAAGGAGCAGUGGCCUGCGGCAUUUCUGGGACCAGAGAGAAACCUUGCUGGCUGUGCCUGAGGCCCCACUAUUAAAAACCCACAUCCCCAGGGCUGGCACUGUGCUGUAGUGAGUUAAGCCACGUGGGAUGCCAGUUUGAGUCCCAGCUGCUCCACUGGUGAUCCAGCUCCCUGCUAUGGCCUGGGAAAGCAGUAGAAGAUGGCCCAAGUGCUUGGGCCCCUGCACUCCCACGUGGGUGGGAGACCUGGAAGAAGUUCAUAGUUCCUGGCUUCAGCCUGGCCCAGCCCUGGCUGUUGCAGCCAUUUGGGGGAGUGAACCAGUGGAUGGAAGAUCUCUGUCUCUCCCGCUCUCUGUGUAAUGCUGAUUUUCAAACAAAUCAAUUAUUUUAAAAAUAACCCACAUCCCAGAAACCCAUUCCAUUGUGCUUAAAGCUGUCGGGCUGUCAGAUUGAUUUGAAUGAAUUUUAGAUCUUUCUCAAGAGCCAACUUUUAAUUAGCAUGGAGUGAGCACAGCACACCCGCAGAAGAGUGGAGGUGCUCCGAGAGGGACACUGGCUCAGCCUGGCCCUUCUUGAUGGCCAGCUAGCUGGUGAUGCCCAGGCUGGCUCCUCUGGGGUUUUAUCCUGCCCGCGUGGGGGCCUGGCCUGGUGGGAGGGGGCAUUGUCCCCAGUGAGCAGCCUCAGCGUGGCUGUCUUUGGGGCUCAGCUGCCUCUGCUGACUAUGCUACUGGACUGUCUUGUGUCCCAUAGGGCCGAUGUGUCCCUUCCCCGUCAACCUGAUACCUUCGCUGGCUCCAAAUUUUGCAGUCUAUUUUCAGAUGUGAAAUGAGAGGCGAGGGUUAAUAAGGAAAUGGCCUUGGGUACUCACUGGGGUCAAGGCCAUGCCCAUCUGAACAAGUCCUCUACCACCACUGGCUUGAGGCCAGCACUUCCCCGUCCUCUGAUCCAUCUGGAACCGUGCCCAGUGGGGACUAAGCUCCUGCUCCCUGCUCCUUUCUCCGCUCGGCCCUGAGUCCUCCGGGGAGCAGGGGGGCAGAGCUGAGCGGCCGCCGCCCGGAGCGUGGCAGGAGGAGGGGACAGGGAGGGGAAGGUGGGGAGAUCCGGCGAGAGGGGAGGCUCCAACGUCUCCUUCCUUCCUGGUUCCUGCAGCAGCUGCUGCCACUGCUCAGCUCCGUGAGGAGGGAGCCAGUGACUCAGAGGCAGAGCGCUGUGCGGGCCAAGGAGCACUGGCGUCCAUGGACCUUGGGGUCCCCCUCGGGAGCAGGUGACGCCUUUCCCCUUCCAGCUGCUCUGUUUGCUAGCCAGGAGUGGCCUCUCCCUCCUCCAUGGACGUCCAAGAGAGGGACCCCCCGUCCCUGGCCCAGAACUCUCAGUCCUCAAAGCCCAGCAGCGCCCAGCAGGCCUCGGAGCUGUGGGAGGUGCUGGAGGAGCCCCGCAGCAGGCUGGGGGCAGAGGGUGUCCGGCCUGAGAGGCAGGAAGGCCACCUGCUCAAGAAGAGGAAGUGGCCUCUGAAGGGCUGGCACAAGAGAUACUUUGUGCUUGAGGACGGCAUCCUUCACUAUGCGACCACCCGCCAAGACAUCACCAAGGGGAAGCUCCAUGGCUCCAUCGAUGUCCGGCUGUCGGUCAUGUCCAUCAACAAGAAGGCCCAGCGCAUUGACCUUGACACUGAAGACAACAUCUACCACCUCAAGAUCAAAUCCCAGGACCUGUUCCAGAGCUGGGUGACCCAGCUGCGUGCCCACCGCCUGGCCCAGCGCCUGGACACGCCCCGAGGCCUGCCCAGCACUGCUCACCGGAAGGUUCCCGGCACUCAGCUUCCAACAGCAGGCAGUGCCGCCGCCCUGCCUGGGGUUGGGCCUCGGGAGAAGGUGUCUUCCUGGCUGAGGGACAGUGAUGGGCUGGAUCGCUGCUCUCAUGAGCUCUCUGAGUGUCAGGGGAAGCUGCAGGAGCUGCACAGACUCCUCCAGAGCCUGGAGUCCCUGCACCGCAUCCCCUCAGCCCCUGUGAUCCCCACACACCAGGCUUCAGUGACCACUGAGAGACCCAAGAAGGGGAAGCGGAGCAGCCGCAUGUGGUGCACACAGAGCUUCGCCAAGGACGACAGCAUCGGGCGGGUUGGUCGUCUGCACGGUUCCGUCCCCAACCUGUCUCGCUACCUGGAGUCUCGGGACUCCUCAGGCCCCCGGGGGCUGCCCCCCCAAGACUACGCCCACCUGCAGCGCAGUUUCUGGGCCCUGGCACAGAAGGUGCACAACUCCCUCAGCAGUGUCCUGGCCGCCCUCACUGCUGAACGUGACCGACUCAGGGACCUGCACCCGGGCUCAGAGCUGUCCAGGACAGGGAUCUCCGAGGCCCCUGCCGGCCAGAGGCGCCUCCACUCACUAUCCAUCUCCUCGGACACCACGGCCGACUCCUUCAGUUCCCUCAACCCCGAGGAGCAAGAGGCUCUGUACAUGAAGGGGCGAGAGCUGACGCCCCAGCUGUCGCAGAGCAGCGUCCUGUCCCUGGCCGAUUCCCACACGGAGUUCUUUGAUGCCUGCGAGGUCCUGCUGUCCGCCAGCUCUUCCGAGAAUGAGGGCUCAGAAGAGGAGGAGUCGUGCACCAGCGAAGUCACCACUAGCCUGUCCGAGGAGGUGCUGGAUCUCAGGGGAGCUGAGCACUGUCAGCAAGGGGGCUGUGUUCCAGGGAGACCUGCCGGGCCCCCACGCCGCCGCUGCCUGCCCGCGGCCAGCGGCCCAGGUGCCGACGUCAGCUUGUGGAACAUUCUUCGCAACAACAUCGGCAAAGACCUGUCCAAGGUGUCCAUGCCGGUGCAGCUCAACGAGCCGCUCAACACUCUGCAGCGGCUCUGCGAGGAACUCGAGUACAGCAGCCUCCUGGACCAGGCCAGCCGCAUCGCGGACCCCUGCGAGCGCAUGGUGUACAUCGCCGCAUUUGCGGUCUCGGCCUAUUCCUCCACGUACCACCGCGCGGGCUGCAAGCCCUUCAACCCGGUCCUCGGGGAGACCUACGAGUGUGAGCGGCCCGACCGUGGCUUCCGCUUCAUUAGUGAGCAGGUCUCCCACCAUCCCCCGAUCUCGGCGUGCCAUGCGGAGUCCGAGAACUUCAUCUUCUGGCAAGACAUGAAGUGGAAGAACAAGUUCUGGGGCAAAUCCCUGGAGAUCGUGCCAGUGGGGAUGGUCAAUGUCAGCUUGCCCAGGUUUGGGGACCACUUCGAGUGGAACAAGGUGACAUCCUGCAUCCACAACAUCCUGAGUGGCCAGCGCUGGAUCGAGCACUACGGGGAGGUGCUCAUCCGGAACACAAAGGACAGCUCCUGCCACUGCAAGAUCACCUUCUGCAAGGCCAAGUACUGGAGCUCCAACGUGCACGAAGUGCAGGGCGCCGUGUUCAGCCGGAGCGGCCGUGUGCUCCACCGGCUCUUCGGGAAGUGGCACGAGGGGCUGUACCGGGGACCCCCGCCAGGCGGUCAGUGCAUCUGGAAACCCAACUCAAUGCCCCCAAACCAUGAGCGAAACUUCGGCUUCACUCAGUUUGCCUUGGAGCUGAAUGAGCUGACUGCGGAGCUGAAGCGGACGCUGCCUUCCACCGACACGCGGCUGCGGCCCGACCAGAGGUACCUGGAGGAGGGGAACGUGCAGGCCGCCGAGGCCCAGAAGAGAAGGAUUGAGCAGCUGCAGCGGGACCGGCGCAGAGUGAUGGAGGAGAACCACAUCGCCCACCAGGCUCGCUUCUUCAGGCGGCAGACGGACAGCAGCGGCAAGGAGUGGUGGGUGACCAACAACACCUACUGGAGGCUGCGGGCCGAGCCCGGCUAUGGGAACCUGGAUGGGGCCGUGCUCUGGUAGCCCUGGCCCUGGGGGCAGGGGGACCCGGGGGCCUCACUCCUCCUGCCCCCAGCCCUGCCACAGACACAUGGGUGGGGCUGGGCUCCUCCCUCACUGCCCUUCAAUUAAAGGGGCAUUGCUGGCGGCGGCCCCCCUCUGCUGGCUAGAGGGUCGGCCGGCAUCUCAGCUCCUCGCCACCCAGUGGUUGGGUGAGAAGCAGCAUCCAGGCUUCCCCAGUCUCGUUGCCCCAACAGCCGGCAUGUAAGCUCCAUCAUCCCCUCCCUGUCCCCCGUGGGUGCUCGGGGGAGACCCCAGGCUCCCAGGGGCUGCUCCCCACUUCAGUGCCUUCUUAGGACACAGGGGACCCCCUGAUGCUCCCCAGGCAUUCUAUGCCCAGGGUUCUGAGAGGUUCAAGUGAGCGAGGGAGCAGGCAUGGCCUCUUCUCCUGCUCCGCCCAGCCCCGCUGCUCUCCAGCACCGGUUCCCCUCGCCCUGGCCCAGCAGGACUUUCUCCCGCUCCCUAUGGCUGCUCCCUGGCCAGUCCUCUGUCCCCCUGCAUCCCCUUGCCCCAAACUGCACAGCGCCUGCAGCUGCCCGCCCCUGCGCCCUGACCCGCAAGCGAUUCCCUUCCGUCUCAGUCAGCAGAUCCCCCAUGCACGAUGCCCCUCCGAGAGGCAGGGAGCAGACGAGGCGCCUGGCCUCAGACCCACCGGGAGCGAGUGAACAGGUGUGAGUGUGGACGUCCGUGUAGGAGAGCGUGUGCGCAUGCGUGUGUGCCUGCAUCCUGCUUGCCGGCGAGCAGGAUCCCUUAACCGAGCCAGGACAGCCCUGCGCUGGGCGCCGGCCACAGCUGCUGCUCCUCUCCUGGAGGCUGCCCUCUGGCGCAGGGGAACUGCUAUGACAUUCCAAGCCCCAAUAAAGACUCCCAGACUUUG
This is a messenger RNA of Oryctolagus cuniculus (rabbit), 5317 nucleotides long. It is a transcript of the gene OSBPL7, whose product is annotated as oxysterol binding protein like 7. Gene Ontology annotation, molecular function: cholesterol binding. The record is from RefSeq and is a predicted model, not a curated record. Gene Ontology annotation, cellular component: perinuclear endoplasmic reticulum; plasma membrane; nuclear membrane. Lineage: Eukaryota; Metazoa; Chordata; Mammalia; Lagomorpha; Leporidae.